UCGAAUUGAACAAAUGUCAAACAUUUUAACUGCAGCUAAAGGUCCUUUGGAAUAAUUUAUAUAUUGCAUCGGAUUAAAAAGAUUUUUUUCGUGAUUUUUAAUAUAAGAUACCAAAGCCGACAUGUCGAAAGUGGAAGUGGAUCCCAAUUUGCCCAUAAUGGAGCAAAUUAAAAUCCUCAUUAAACCACCUCCCUCCGAAGAAGAAAAAAUAACAUUGCGGCCAGUGAAUACCAAGCAUCCAUAUUAUAAACGGCCUGGUCGAGGACACAAUCAUGACCUUUGCGAUGCUUGCGAAGAAGGUGGAGAUCUACUUUGUUGUGAUCGUUGUCCAUCCAGUUUCCAUUUGCAGUGCCACGACCCACCGCUAACAGAAGAAGAUAUACCAAGUGGACAGUGGCUUUGUCAUAACUGCCGCAUGACCCUUAAGCCUACAUCAUCAUCUAAAUCAAGUUCUGUUGAGCGCAGUGCUGCCGGUGCAGUUACCGCUGCACGUACAGAGAGUUCUCGACCAAAUACGCCGUCAGUAGAUGCCGAAUCGGCCCCAUUUAAAUUUCGUAAUUUACGAAAACGCAGCAGUAGUCGUGCAUCUUUUAGUAGCGAUCUGAGCAAUACUGAAAAAUAUUUGUCAAAAUUGCCAGUGGGUAUACAAAGAGCAUUGGAUCCCAACAAAAAGCCUACACCACUUGAUGAGCUGAUAAAAGCUGCUAGUAUAUUAAAUCCGAAGCAAUUUGAGCUGCCGCGUGAACUAGAAAUACAUUCUCAAUUUCCUGGCAAUGAUAAAGUGGAACCUAUUCGCAAGAAUGGAAAUGGAAAUAAAAAACCAAACAAUAUACGAAGGAAUUCUAAACCGUAUGAGCUGGACUCUCAGGGUUUGGUACCAUUGCCAGCUAAAACAUGUUUUUAUUGUCGCAAGUCUUGUAAGAAAGCUCCACUAGUGGCAUGCGACUAUUGUCCUUUAUAUUUUCAUCAGGAUUGCCUAAAUCCACCCAUGACAGCAUUGCCAACUGGCUUAUGGAUGUGUCCGAACCAUGUGGAAAACUUCAUUGAUAAUCAUCUUGUCAACAGCAUUUCAGCAACAGAACGCAUUCGUUUAUGGGAUAAGUUUUCACAACCUUUUGAUCAUGAAUCAGUAAAAAUGGAAUUUUUUCGACGCGUUCACAUGCGUAAUCCUCCCUUUCGCAUCAAAGUGCCAAUAAAAACACGUGAAACAAUUGAAAUUCCUCCAAUGGUCAAGUAUCACUACGAAAAUCCUCCCCCUCUCUUACCGUCAUUACGUGAAACUUUGCGUUACGAUAUUGUUAAACGACGCAAAUGUCUUCCUAGUUCUCCUGAAAUAAUAUCAAAAGAAACUGUAGCUGAAUCAGUUUUUAAAGAUUUGGAAGCUCUCCAAAGUGCCAAAGCUAAAUUUCGCGAGAUUCAAAAGGAGCUAGGUCAAGUAGAUGACUUGAGUAGCAGCGAAGAGGAAGAUAACAAUGUAACAGAAAACACCGACGAUAAAAAGGAUGAAGAUGUAGAGGCAAAAACAGAUAAUGAAAUUACAGACAAAGAAAAAGUCGAAGAGGACGAUAAACUAAAUAAGGUGAAAAGUAAUAAAAAGCGUAGUAAACGUGGAGAUUCUACCAAAAACUGUUCAUCUGAUGUACAAAUCAAAAGCGAAGAGGACGUUAAAAUUGAUAAUGAUACGGAAAAAUUGCCAACAAAUCAAGCUCAGCAACAGCAAAUGGUGGAUAAAAUCAAAAGUGAAGAUGAAGAAGAAACCGACGAUGAAACUAAAUGCAUUGCUGAUAUAGACGCAGAACUUCGUUAUCUAGAUGUUGAUUUAAUAAAGAAGUUAGCAUUUCAACGGGUGCAACAGCUGGUGCAGGAGCACCCAGAAAUUGUAGUGCAAUAUCAGAACCGUACUGCCGCCAAAAGGAUACGUGAACUUUCACAUAUUGAUCCACCACAAGUAUUACCAUCACAAAUACUCUCGCCAGAAGAUGUACGACGUCUAUCCAUAAUGUUUACUGGCGAGACGUCCUCGAUAUUGGCGCAACACCAAAGUGAUAGUGAUAACGACUUGCCACAGUUACAUCCGGCUUUAGCCACUGCUGCUGCUAUUGUUGCUGCGGAUGAGGAAGAGCAGAAAUACAAGCUACGCGUACGUACCGAUGGAGAAAAAGCUUACGAAAUAGCAACACGGCUUGAGCUGAAAUUAUUACGAUGUAAAGUACGUGCACGCGCUGUCCUAACACCGUUAGGUGACAUAUUGGAAGACAAUCGAUGGUUUAGUAACGUUGAGUUACAUUCCUCAUUUUUUAUGCGUUAUCGCAAUAUGCAUAUUGGAUCUGGCCAAACUUCUGUUGAUGUAAACCUUUCCCAUAUUGGACACUGUUGUCGGAUUUCGCCCAAACAUGCAACUAUAUUUUAUGACGAUUUUACAAAAACAUAUGAACUCAUUAAUUACUCAGAGUACGGCACCGAAGUUAAUGGACAGCUGUAUUCUUGCGAUUUUACUGAUUAUGGACCAACGCCGGCCAAAAAGCUUAAAAAUGAGGACAUCGAGUUACAGAAACGUGUUCAAGAGAUUUUAGAUAAACGUCGUGGCAUACAACGUCAACAUUACAUUGUGGACAGAAAUUCAAGAAUGGCUCCGCCAAUGAAACCUGAGUGCAAAUGCACUUUCGUUCAAGAGCCUCCUAUGCUUGCCGGUGCUUGGGAAGGUACGGCUAUACUUACGCAUGGUACUUUAAUACGUUUCGGAUGUUUGUCAUUUGUUUUCUCAAUACCUGAAUUAGGAUCGAGUAAUGGCCAGGGCUAAGAAUUUGUCGUUGUUGGUACGGAUGCGGUUAGCUGCAAUAAGUCUUAAUUUUUAAAAAUGAAAAUUUAAAAAUAGCUUUUAGCAUAUUGUUUUUAAUUUAAAACAAUCACUUAGAAAAUAAUGCAAAAUGUUAUGUUGCUUAUGUUUUAUAAAACAUCAAUACUUUUCAGUUAAAAAUUGCACAAAAAACUCGUGAUGUUUAAUAAAAAAGAUUUUUCGUUUUUUCUAUUAUUAUUUACAUAUUUAUUUCUUAGUACGACACAAAUUAUUUUAAAUAAAAUAACACUCUAAUAUACAUAAAGGUUAGAAACAUAAACUGCUACGUUUUCGCAUUACGUAGUUGCAGUUAAGCGUUCUCAAAGUUGUAAUAUUACAUAUUUAACGAACUAUAUAUAUUUUAAAUAAAGUUUAACUUAGAUGAAUAA
Molecule: messenger RNA, 3225 nt
Organism: Bactrocera neohumeralis
Lineage: Eukaryota; Metazoa; Arthropoda; Insecta; Diptera; Tephritidae
Product: PHD finger protein 12
Exons: 6
Coding region: 122-2800 (892 amino acids)
Biological process (GO): negative regulation of transcription by RNA polymerase II
Cellular component (GO): nucleus; Sin3-type complex
Molecular function (GO): transcription corepressor activity; protein binding
Source: RefSeq, a predicted model, not a curated record